Brenthis ino (lesser marbled fritillary) is the source of this 1023-nucleotide messenger RNA. NCBI's taxonomy places the organism in Eukaryota, Metazoa, Arthropoda, Insecta, Lepidoptera, Nymphalidae. The record is from the annotation of a GenBank genome assembly.
AUGAAUAAAUUACUUCAUUUUCUUUGUUUCCAGAGCAACGUGUGCGCAGCGGGUGUAGGUGCAGCCCGCUGCCUCUAUGCCGCAUCGACGCAGGUUCGAUAUACACCGGGACAUCGCCAGGUCACUGUUGAAGAGAAGUGGAGUGCUGGGGGUGAGUGUAAGAGCGCCAUCUGGCGUGAUCGAGGCGAGGUGGCGGGGUCGCAUACGCCGUCGGGGCCUUUGGCGAUGCCAUUUAUUGAAGACGAUUGGUGGUCAGCGGAGAAUGAGGGAAGAAUGGUCGAUCUCUCCAAUUGCCUUCAGGAUGCAGUAACUGGAUCUGGGCAAACAGCGACACAGUUACAUCUACAAAUGGCGACAUCUCUCGGUGAAUUGUCUCAAGCGGAGUUGUCCAACUUUGUGGGGGGUCUCACGUUGGAAGCAGAUGGCUCUGAGGCCGCGGACCCAGAUGAUAUUCUGAAACAAUUAGGGGAAACCGCUUUUGAUAAUUUCGACACCUUUUUCACUGACCUUACCAAUUCUACAGCAACAGCACCGCCUGUUGAAAUAAAGCAAGAGGAGAACAACAACAUAUCACCGACAAAUCAGCUGCAAAACUACUACCAACAGAACCAGCUGGUGUUACCAAACAACGGUCAGCAACGUUUACAACAACUAUUGCGUUCUGGCACCAGCGCGAUAAAUCAUGCGGUUGCAAAUAACAUUAAUAAUGGCAGAUACAAUAUUGCCUCAGCCAAUCCUUUACUGGCUGAAAAAUUAGCAGCGACAUCUAGUGGCAUAAAGCAAGAACCAAUGAAUUCAGAAUAUACAAGUAUGAACUAUGGAAGCGCAUCUCCAAUGCAACGGGUGCCGAGUGGGAAGCCUCAGGUGCAUGACGCUGGCGGAGGAAAAGAAAUUAUUUUUGAAACUUAUAAAGUAACUAGUGACAUCCUGCGUAAAGUAGUAGAAGCAAUGUUUAGUAACAGUUUUAUAACAAUACAACAGAUGGCGCUUACUGCACUCAAACUUUUAAAUGAGAUUAAAACU